Molecule: messenger RNA, 1923 nt
Organism: Saccostrea cuccullata (small rock oyster)
Lineage: Eukaryota; Metazoa; Mollusca; Bivalvia; Ostreida; Ostreidae
Product: aplysianin-A-like
Exons: 6
Coding region: 139-1731 (530 amino acids)
Molecular function (GO): oxidoreductase activity
Source: RefSeq, a predicted model, not a curated record
CGCCUUUCUGUAAACUGAUCCGGAGAGUGCAAUUGUAGUUCACAGUAAAUUCAGAUAUCAAGGUAUCUUCUUUUUGCUGGCGUUUUCAUGGUUGAAAUAUGAAAAUAGAAAUUAAACGGAUCAAACAUUAAGAAAGAUAUGAGUUUUGUGACGGUGUGUUUCUGCAUUCUUGUUGCCUUAGGGCAAUCUGAAGGAGAAGAUGUUGAGGAUGUUACCAUUAUUGGAGCCGGUAUUGGUGGGACCUACACAGGAUGGAGACUAAGGAACAAAGGCCUCCGGAUUGGUAUCUACGAAUACUCCAAUCGUGUUGGAGGAAGGAUGUACACGAAGACUUUUCCAGAUGCCCCUGAUGUUCCCAUUGAAUUGGGUGCCAUGAGGAUAAAAUCUAAAGAACAAUUGAGAAUGAUUAAAGCCGGUAGAGAAUUAGGAUUAAAAUUUAUACAUUUUACUGAGGAAAUGGGACGGAUUCCAAAUCAUACACUUCUUUAUCUGCGAGACACACGCUUGUCUAUCCCAGAGCUUGAGACCUCAAAAAAUCCGUACAGACUCAGAUCUGGGGAGAGAAAAAAUCCCACUUACUUAAAAAAAACACUCUCUGAAUUAUUCACCAACUAUAAUGGCUCUGUUCCAAGAACUGAACUUUUUACUGCUUUCACUCUCAGUGAUGGGAUGCCUUUAUAUUUACAAAGCUAUAGCGAAGUCAUUCGAAAAACUGGAAUAAGCAAUGAGGCAUACAAUUAUAUCUUUUACAACGAAUUACAUCAUGGCGGGUUUGGAAAUGGCCAAAGCAUUGAGCGUAUCCCUAAAACACGACAAGGAUAUGAAAGGAACAAGUAUUCCACUGGACUUCCACCCGUUGUGACUGUUCCCACAGGAAUGGCUUCAUACCCAAAAGGAUUUAUGAGCCAUUUCUUAGCACAUAACCCCAAAAGGCACCACUAUCAUCCAAAUAAUCAACUGAUGAAAAUAUCCAAAACAAAAGGAGGACUAUACCUUCUCAUAUUUAGGAGAACAAUAACUAUCAAUGGCAAAACCAUUCCUACAGCGAAAUAUUUUGAAGUUAUAACACGUAAUGUAAUACUAGCCUUACCAAAGGUACCAAUACAGCAGAUUCAGAUGCCAAACUCAAACAGUUCUGUUUUCCAAUCGGCACUAAAUUCCAUAAAAGAUGUGCAAGCUUCAAAAAUUUUCCUUGUGUACGAUUACCCUUGGUGGCUCGAGAAGCGCUUCAAUUUUACAUUCACCCAAGCCGAUCUUCCGUACAGACAAUCAUUCCACUGGGGACUAUCCCGUAAUGGCAAAGGUGUUUUUCUCCUGUCAUAUGCUGACGAUGAAGAUGCUGUGUUUUGGGGUCUUCUUCAACAAAGGGGAAACGUUAUCAGCAAAAGAAAUGACGAUACUCGGAUAACAGAUGAGGUUAUCAGACACGCACACGAUCAGAUUUCGAAAGUUUACAAGAUAGACUACAGAAAUAUUCCUGCUCCUGUUGACGGCAUGAUGCAUGUUUGGAACAAAUAUCCUUUCAAUGGAGGAUGGGUGACUUGGAAACCCGGAUCUAGAUGGUAUGACAUCAAAAACUACCUGACAUCACCAUUUCCUCAAGACAAGAUAUUUAUAGUCCACGGUUACUGGGGAGCUGAACAUAAUGGAUGGGCUGAGAGUUCCUUGGAGGCUGCAGAUGAUGUUUUGACCCACUUUGGUGUACCGUCUUAUCUUUCUUUCAACGUAUAAAAGAGCAUGAACAAAAACAGUCACAAAAUAUACAUUAUAGCUGAAAGUCCGAUUCAAUAAGUAUGCGUGUGUAAUUUUUGAAUAACCUUACGUAUUUUUGAAAUGAUCAUCUCAUCUUGACGUUUUAGGUCGAAGUCAAUGACAGAUUAAAUUUGUUUUCUAGGUAAAAAGUUGACUUUCAUCAUUAAACUA